AUGGCUUUCGGUAAGGACAUGGACGCCUGGGCCGGCGACACCGGCCUGUCGCUCGUCGAGAGGAACGAGAAGAAGUCGCGCUUCGCCGUCUCGUGGGCCGAGGCAAAGCUCCUCACAAUCGCCGGUGUCGGUUUCCUCAUGGACGCUUGGGACCUCUUCAUCAUCAACAUCAUCUACUCCAUCAUCCUCCUCGCCUACUACCCCAAGGGCACCAAGAACAUCGACUGGGGUCUCCAGGGUGGUGUGCUCAAGGCCGCCGCCAACAUCGGCAACAUCGUCGGUCAGCUCUUCUUCGGCUUCUGCGGUGACAUGUUCGGUCGUUCCGCCGUCUACGGCAAGGAGCUCGUCAUCGUCAUCGUCGCCGUCAUCCUCCAGAUCUCGGCUCCCGACUCGAUCGGCGGCCACGGCAUCACCAUCUGGCUCGCCGUUCUCCGCUUCGUCAUGGGCAUCGGCAUCGGCGGUGACUACCCCAUGAGCGCUACCAUCGUCGCUGACCGAUCCUCGCUCAAGAACCGUGGCUUCCUCCUCUCCUGGAUCUUCUCCAACCAGGGUUGGGGUAACCUCGUCGGCGCCCUCUUUGCCGUCAUCGUCAUCGCCGGCUACCGCCACUACGUCGACGCCGGCCAGGUUCACAAGCUCUCGGGCGCCUGGCGUAUCCUCCAGGGUCUUACCCUCAUCCCCGCCUUCAUCGUCCUCUACUUCCGUCUCACCCUCGUCGAGUCCACCCGAUUCACCCAGGCUCGUAAGCUCCAGGACGACCCCGAGCUCAUCGCCAAGGGCCACAACAACCUCAACCGCUCCAACUCGGACGACGACGACCUCAAGGAGAAGGCCCUCGGCGGCGACGCCACCCCCAUCGAGAACACCGCCGUCGGCAUGUCGUUCAAGUCGAUCGGCAAGCCCAAGAACGAGUUCAUCGAGUACUUCUCCCAGUGGAAGAACGCAAAGAAGCUCAUCGGAUGCGCUGCCUGCUGGUUCCUCGUCGACAUCACCUUCUACGGCAUCAACCUCAACCAGUCCUCCAUCCUCUCCGCCAUCGGCUUCACCAAGGGCUCCACCUGGGGCAAGCUCAUGAAGACCGCCACCGGCAACCUCAUCAUCACCGCCGCCGGCUUCCUUCCCGGUUACUUCUUCACCAUGUUCACCGUCGACAUCGUCGGCCGCAAGCCCAUCCAGCUGCUCGGUUUCACCAUGAACGCCCUUUUCCUCGGCAUCCUCGCCGGCCGCUUCAACACCCUCAAGAACCAGACAGGCCCCUUCUUCGUCGUCUUCGUUUUCCUCCAGCUAUUCUUCAAUUUUGGGGCGAACGCAACUACCUUUAUCGUCCCUGCGGAGGCAUUCCCCACGCGGGUGCGUGCUACGGCUCACGGCUUCUGCGCAGCAUGCGGAAAGUGCGGUGCUAUCCUGUCUUCGCUGCUGUUUUCGCACCUUGCUAGCGCGACGUCGCUCGGCAACCAGGGAGUCUUUUGGAUCUUCUUUGGUGUGUCGGUCCUGGGCGCCCUUGUCACCUUCUUCCUGGUUCCCGAGACCAACGGCUACGAUGCCGACGAGGAGGACCGCCGCGAGCUCGCUGCGCGCGCUGGUGUCCAGUAA
Moesziomyces antarcticus is the source of this 1593-nucleotide messenger RNA. RefSeq names its product MFS general substrate transporter. Lineage: Eukaryota; Fungi; Basidiomycota; Ustilaginomycetes; Ustilaginales; Ustilaginaceae. Gene Ontology annotation, cellular component: membrane. The coding region runs from base 1 to 1593 and encodes 530 amino acids. Gene Ontology annotation, molecular function: transmembrane transporter activity. The transcript has a single exon. Gene Ontology annotation, biological process: transmembrane transport. The record is from RefSeq and is a predicted model, not a curated record.